AUGACCAGUCACAUGACACCUAACGGUAGUACCUCUUUAAAAAGAUUGCUUCCGAGCUUUUUUUUUCUUUCUUUCUUUUCUUUCUUUCUUUCUUUUUUCUUUCUUUUAUCUCUUUCUUUCUUUGGGGAAAUUUCUUUCUUUUUUUUUUUCUUUCUUUCUUUCUUUUUACCUUUCUUUCUUUCUUUCUUUCUUUCUUUUUUUCUUUCUUUCUUUCUCAUUAAAAAAUUUCCUGAUCUUCCUUUUUUUUUCUUUUUUUUUCCUCUUCAGAGCAACUUUUUUCUUUCUUUUCUUUCUUUCUUUUCCUUUUUCUUUUUCUUUCUUUUUUUCUUUCUUUCUUUCUCAUUAACAUAUCUCCUGAUCAUCCUCUUUUUAGUUCGCUUUCUUUCUUUCUUUCUUUUCUUUCUUUCUUUCUUUCUUUCUUUCUUUCUCAUUAACAUAUCUCCUGAUCAUCCUUUUUUGUUCUUUUUUUAUUCCCUUUCUUUCUUUCGCUUUUCUUUCUUUCUUUUUUCUUUCUUUCUUUUUUUUCUUUCUUUUUUUAUAUCUCUUUCUUUCUUUUUUUUUUCUUUUAAAUUUUUAUUCUUUCUUCAGAUCUUUCUUUCUUUCUUUUUUUUUUCUUUCUUUUUCAAAAUUCUUUCUCCUGAUCUUCCUUUUUUUAGAUCGCUUUCUUUCUUUUCCCUUUUUCUUUCUUUCUUUCUUUUCCUCUUUUUUUCUUUUUCUUUCUUUCUUUCUUUUUUUUUCUUUCAGCUCGCUUUCUUUCUUUCCCUCUUUCUUUCUUUCUUUCACAUUUGCAUUUUUCCUGUUCUUUUUCUCUUUCUUAUUCAUUCUUUCUUCUUCAGAGCUUUUUUUUGUCUUUCUUUCUCUUUUUCCUUCUUCGUCCUCUUUUUUUUUAUUUUCCCCUUCAAAACUCGCUUUCCUCUGCUCUUUUCUUUCUUUUCUCUUUCUUUCUUUUUUAUAUUUUUAAUCGCUAAUUGUUUAUUUGUUCUUCCUUUUUGUUCUUCCUUUCUUCCUUUCUUCCAUCUUCAUUUCUUUUCCUUCACUUCCUCUUCGGAACUCCUUUUCUUACAAGCUUUCUUUCUUUCUUUUUCUACACUUCAUCUUUUAAUUCGUUCGUUCAUUUUUGUCUUUCAUUCUUUCUUUAUAUUUCCCGAAGAACAUUUCCUUCCUUUCUUCUACCCUUUGCCUCCUCACUCUUUCGUUUAUACUACUUCUUUUUCUCUUUCUUUUUCUUUUCUAUCGAUUUCUUACGUUUCUGUCUUCAUCUUUUCUUCUUCUUCUUUUUUCUUUAUCACUUUAUGA
Acanthosepion pharaonis is the source of this 1296-nucleotide messenger RNA. The record is from the annotation of a GenBank genome assembly. Lineage: Eukaryota; Metazoa; Mollusca; Cephalopoda; Sepiida; Sepiidae.